Molecule: messenger RNA, 1401 nt
Organism: Prunus persica (peach)
Lineage: Eukaryota; Viridiplantae; Streptophyta; Magnoliopsida; Rosales; Rosaceae
Product: probable leucine-rich repeat receptor-like protein kinase At1g35710
Exons: 1
Coding region: 1-1401 (466 amino acids)
Molecular function (GO): protein binding
Source: RefSeq, a predicted model, not a curated record
AUGACAGGUCAUGUUAUUGGCCUUAAUCUCAGCAGUAGUUGUCUCCACGGCUCUUUCGACUUCAAUAGUAGCCUGUUCAACCUGGUGCAUCUUCCAAGGUUAAGUCUCUCUGACAAUAACUUCAAUCACUCUCAAAUUCCACCUAACAUAAGAAAUUUUCCAAGCCUCACUCAUCUUGACCUCUCUGCCUCUUUCUUUUCUGGUCAAAUCCCAUCUGAAGUCUCACACUUGUCCAAGUUGACAUACCUUAAUCUGUGUUGCAAUAUUAUUGAAAUUGAAACAUCUUCUGAUGAUCCUCAGCGAUUGUUGAAACUUCAACCAUCCGAUAUGAGAAGUCUAGUUCAAAAUUUAACUAGUCUAGAAACUCUUUCUCUCAGUUUCGUUAACAUAUCUUCGAUCAUGCUCGUUUCCUUGACAAAUUUAUCAUUUUUGACAUCCCUUGUCCUCAAGAAAUGUGAUCUGCUUGGCGAAUUCCCAGUGAGAAUUUUCAAUCCACAGAACUUAAAAGUUCUUAGUGUGAGAUACAACCAAGAUCUCACUGGAUAUUUUCCUGAAUUUAAUCGAAGUAGUCCUCUCAUGGUACUGAAAGUUACGUUUACUAGGUUUUUCGGACAAAUACCUUCCUCGUUUGAAAAGCUUAAUUCAUUGCAAGAGUUGGAUGUAGCUCAAUGCAAUUUUUCAGAAGGGUUGGUUCCAUCUGCACUUGGUAAUCUUAGACAGCUCACUUAUCUAGACAUUUCAGCAAACAAAUUUGGAGGUCCAAUUCCUGAUUCCUUGGCCAACCUUACCCAAUUGACUGUGUUUAGGAUCAGUACGAGUUAUUUAACUGGUCCAAUUCCAUCUUGGCUGGGUAAUUUUAGCAAACUAGUUUACCUAGAUUUUGCUUUUAAUAGGUUGAUUGGUUCAAUUCCUGCCUCAUUUUCCAAUCUCAAGAACCUCGAGAUCCUUUAUCUACAUUCAAAUAACCUGAGUGGUGUAGUGGAGUUUCAAAUGUUUCAGAAGCUACAAAAUCUAUACCAACUCCAAUUGAAUCGGAACAAUUUGGAAUUUGUUACCGAAUCCAGCAUUAUUAUGAAUGCAACUCUUCCACAGUUUAGUAUUCUGGGUUUGAAUGGAUGCAACUUAAGAGAGUUUCCAUCUUUCUUAAGAUAUCAGAAAAUUUUGAAGCGGUUGGACCUGUCGAGAAACAAAAUCCAUGGCCAAGUACCGAACUGGAUGUGGAACAUAAGCAAGGAAACUCUGAUAUUCUUGGACAUUUCUGAUAACUUGCUUUCAGAUGAACUUCCAGUUUUCAUACCCUGGGUUAACCUACUAUGCUUGAGGCUUUCGCUCAACACUUUUCAUGGAAGAUUACCGAUCCCUCCACCAUCCCUGCUAGAAUAUGGAGCUACCAACUGUUAA